AUGAAGCUAAAUAAAGCUUCGAAGGAGUUUGGCAUUCCAUGGACAACGCUCAAGAGGAGAAUUGCUAAUGGGUGCUUCGAAAAAAAAGUUUUAGGUGGUCCGCCUGUCCUAACACAAGAAUGCGAGAAGAAAAUAGUCAAACAUAUCAUAAAAUUACAGAAAUUCGGAUUUGCACCGACCAUGGCAUAUAAACUGGCUGAGAAAUGCAACCAACAUCACAAAUACAACCGAGAAAAGCAAAUUGCCGGAAUGGAUUGGCUGCAGUUAUUCUUAAAAAGAAAUCCAGAACUCUCAAUUCGCAAAUCAGAGGGAGUUUCACAGGCACGAUCAAUGGGAUUAAACAAGAAAAACGUUUCAGACUACUUUUCAUUGUUGCAGAACAUCUUGAUUGAGCACAACCUCCUUGAUAAUCCGGGAAACAUAGUUAACGUAGAUGAGUCCGGACUUCAACUGAAUAAUAGACCAGGUUAUGUGCUAGCAGCCAAAGGAUCCAAGAGCGUUCCGGCAAUAACAUCGGGUGAAAAGGGUGAAACUAUAUCCGUAAUCGCUUGCUGCAAUGGAGAGGGCAUGUUUUUACCCCCUGCAUGUGUUUUGAAGGGAAAAAAUGAAAAGGCUGAGUACAAAGAUGGUAUGCUGCCGGGUUCCAUAAUUUUUAUGUCACAAAAGUCGGCGUAUGUAACAACUGAUAUCUUCCAUCUGUGGCUAAGGAACCAUUUUGCACCCAGAAAGCCUGAUGGGACAGUAGUGCUCAUUUUGGAUGGACAUAGUUCUCACUGCAGCAGUGUGGAGACAUUAGAGUUCGCCGAAGACAAUAACAUAGUUUUGCAGUGUCUACCCAGCCACACGACGCAUUACUUACAGCCACUAGAUAGAGCAUUUUUUAAAGCUCUAAAAUCCUAUUAUUACAAUGCUUGCAAUUCCUACAUUAAAAUGAAUCCAAAUAGAAAAGUCUCGAGACUAGUUUUCGGAGGACUGCUUUCGAAAUCAUGGGUACAAGCAGCUACGACAGAGAACGCAAUAUCGGGGUUCAGGAGUACAGGAGUUUUCCCGUUUUGUCCUGAUGCCAUCCCCGAAUACGCCUUUUUAACAUCAGAUUCGAAUCAACAACAAGAAUACAACGGGUUACGUGAAAAUAGAUCUAAUUCACCUCAACCAGGUUGUUCGCAUUGGCAGGAAAGCCGGAAAUCAUCAGAUAAGACAAACACCAAUCAAGGACUUGAACACAGACAAGCUUCACCACAAUUGGGCUGUCCGCAAAAGGGGAAAAAUCCACUGGAAAACAUUUGUUCCUCAUCAGAAGCAACAGAUCUGACUUCAACAGUGGCCCAGAACAAUCUGAUAUAA
Messenger RNA from Coccinella septempunctata (seven-spotted ladybird), 1344 nucleotides. RefSeq names its product MFS-type transporter clz9-like. The record is from RefSeq and is a predicted model, not a curated record. The coding region runs from base 1 to 1344 and encodes 447 amino acids. The transcript has a single exon. NCBI's taxonomy places the organism in Eukaryota, Metazoa, Arthropoda, Insecta, Coleoptera, Coccinellidae. Gene Ontology annotation, cellular component: nucleus. Gene Ontology annotation, molecular function: DNA binding.